GCGUAAUGCACCAGAUGUUCCUGAACACACAUUAACCUCGUCUCCGCAGAGCAAAUUUUGUUGUUUUCUUGGUGAGAGAGAGAGCAAACUGUGCACGGGGAGGGAGCCAGGGAGCUACAGGGAACCAGGACGCCGCUGUGUUGUUAUGCCAAAACACUCAGCUGCGGCUUGUCAUACCCAAGUGUGUAUGACAGCCUGUGUGGUGACAUGGUGGUGUCUGUGGCUGACUGUGGCAGGCAUGGAGGUCUGGGGAGGAGGAGAGGAUGGGGAAAGAGGAGGAAGAGAGGAGAGGUCCCUUCAGCAAAUCCCCUUAGGAACCUCAGGAUUUCCCUUACCUGUGGAUAUUGACCCCAUUCCUUCAGGCCCCAGAGAACAGAUCAACCAAGUGACAUCCUUCAUUGAUGGGUCGGUGAUCUACGGGUCCAGCAAGGAGGAGAGUGACGAGCUGCGUGCCUUCUCUGGCGGCCUCCUCAAGGUGCAGCGCGGCCCGGCAAACACCCAGAUCCUCAUGGCCGACACCAACCAGAUUGACUGCAAGACCUCAGGAAGAUUCAAAGCCAGGUCACGCAAGACUCGGGCAGCAGACGGCCAGCUCAAAGACAUCGAGUCAGGUUCCCCAAACAACGUACUGGAUUUGAUGGAGGUUCUGCCUAACACUGACGUCAGCGAUAUCACGGAAAUUCCUAGCGUGUUUGAGCGUGACGACCAGACACUGCCCUGCGACCACACUUUGCGUUUCCGCACAGCUACAGGGUGGUGCAAUAAUCUUAACUUCCCGUCCUUCGGCAAGUCGUUCAGGGCAAAAAGUCGACUCCUACGUCCUUCUUAUGAAAACGGAUCAGUAAUCAGGACAGGACAAGAAAUAAAGAACUGA
Molecule: messenger RNA, 874 nt
Organism: Scylla paramamosain (green mud crab)
Lineage: Eukaryota; Metazoa; Arthropoda; Malacostraca; Decapoda; Portunidae
Exons: 5
Coding region: 146-874 (242 amino acids)
Biological process (GO): response to oxidative stress
Molecular function (GO): heme binding; peroxidase activity
Source: RefSeq, a predicted model, not a curated record